Messenger RNA from Ostertagia ostertagi, 1689 nucleotides. The record is from the annotation of a GenBank genome assembly. NCBI's taxonomy places the organism in Eukaryota, Metazoa, Nematoda, Chromadorea, Rhabditida, Trichostrongylidae.
AUGGUCAAUGCUACGGGCGAAAACGGAUGUUGCGAUGCAACAUCUGAAUUGUCAACAUUAACUCCUGAAGAAGGAGCUAAGAAUGUCUCUUCAUCAAAGCUGGGUAUAUGUGGUCUAGAGAUCCCUAAUGAGGACGAAGGAGGCGGAGCUGAUGUUCCUUCUCCAGUUGGCUCAGAAUGUUGGCGAAAUCCGAAUUCAUCAGAUGCUCUGAUGAGGAUGGAGGCAAUGUUCAGUGCGGGUGCAACGCCUGUUGACGUGAUCAAAGCCCUGUAUCCAAGGAUCAAGGAGCCUCCAGAGGGCUGGUCAGAACACUUGAUUAUGUCAAUCCUCACGGAAAUUCUGGAUCGUCCACCAACUAGGAGUAAACUUCCGCAGUAUAAUACAUUUGAAGAUGCUGUGGAGCUUUUCAGAACUCGCAAGCGGAUCCUCGUUUUGACCGGUGCAGGAGUAUUCUAUGCUCGUCUUCACGUCGACUUCCCUGAUCUUCCCGAUCCUACAGCGAUGUUCGAUAUCCGUUAUUUUAUUCACAAUCCGGCUCCAUUCUAUGACUUUGCUUCGGAGAUUUUCCCUGGCCAAUUUGAACCGUCAAUAUCUCACAAGUUCAUUCGCCAACUUGAAGUGAACAAUCAGCUUUUGAGAAAUUACACUCAAAACAUCGACACACUUGAGAAGCAGGCAAAAAUUGAGAAGGUUGUUGAUUUGAAUGGUGACGUUAUCAAAGAUGACGUCAUGGCAAAGCGAGUUGCCCGGUGUCCUAAGUGUUUGGAUGGGGUGAUCAAGCCAGACAUAGUGUUUUUUGGCGAGGAGCUUGAUAAGACGUUCCACACUCAGAUGGCAGUUGACAAGGAUGAGCUCGAUUUGCUUGUUGUCAUAGGGUCUUCGUUAAAGGUACGACCGGUAUCACUUAUUCCGUUUAGUGUAGAUCAGAAUAUACCCCAGAUUUUGAUCAAUCGCGAGCCAUUAUCGGGUUACCAGGCUGAUAUAGAGCUCCUCGGGAAUUGCGAUGAAAUUAUUGAGGACAUAUGCAUAGCUCUUGGCGGCCAAUUUGUCGGCAUGCUGGAAGCUCACCAAAAUAAAAUGAAGGUCCAUACGGACAUGGAAGCGAAUGGACAUUCAUGUCAAGCAGAGCCCCAAUCGACCAAAUCUGGUGCAUUGUCGAAGCAAGCUAGGAAAAGACGGCGUGUUGCAGAAAAGCAAGAAUUUCUUGAGAUAAUGAAGCAGCUAGAGAUAUCUGAAAAUUCCGAAAAGGAUGAGGAUAUGGACUGUUCUGAGGUUAAGCGACCGAGGUUGGAGGACAUGUAUCAGCGACGGUAUAUACCUGUGGCCAAACAUCUUCCAGAACACACAUAUUUUCAGCGAUCUUUCCCAGGCGCCGAGCUGUAUUAUGAUCUUGAAACAGGUGCUGUGUGUCAGCCGACUAGUUACCGCCCUGAUGGAGCAGCUCGUUUUGGUGUCACUAGUGAUGAAGAUGACGACGAGGACGAGGAUUGCGAAAGCUGCACCGGUCCGGCUAGUCGUGCAUGCAGUAUGCCUGAUAGUUCUGAGUGCGUGGACACAGUUGAUAUUGGACCACGUGCGAGUUCAUGCGAACCAUCGGUGAAUCUGGACGCACGAAUAUCAGCUGCAGAAUUUCAUUCGUUGUUGAGCAAACGAGGAUUUGAAGACGACUCUGAUGGCAGCGACCCGUAG